UAGUAACAUUAAGUUUGGAAACCACUGGAUUAGUCAAUGUAAUUCUAAUAAUUUCUUCUUUAAUUGCAUUGUUUUUUCUCAAAGUGAGCUCGUUUUUACAGCAAUUUACAAGUUUCUUCUCUUCUAUAGAUGCAAUGAAUCAAACUAAUUCAGCUAGGAUGCUUUGGAAAUAUGAAAUUGUUGACAGCGCGUCGAGAAGGGAUGAUUUGUCAGUUAGGGGUGGGUGUAUGUUUUUCGGUUUUGCUGUUGAUCGUUGCGUGAAGGAUGCCGACGAAUCCUUGCUACUGCUCGCCGAUGAGGCACGCCGUCAUCAUGUCGAUAAUGACGGCGGUGGGUAUAUGCUACGCUCAACGAGUUGUCCUCAACAUGGGAAUCACCGAGAUGAUCAAGUUCAAAGACACGGAAUCGCCUUGCCCUCUGCGCAACAUCACCUACAGCAACACCUCGUUCUCGACGAGGCAAGUGGAGCCGACCGGAGACCAGAAGGAUUGGGGCGAGUUCGGACAGGGCGUCCUGCUGUGCUCGUUCUACGCCGCCUGGACACUCUUCCAGUUCCUGCUGAUCUUCGUCGCGAGACUCGGUGGUCGCUUCUCCAUCCUCGUCGGAAUGGCAAUCACCUCGCUGGCGACCGGUCUGUUGCCGUUCGGCUCGAUCUUCAUGCCCAUCGACUUCAUGAAUUGGGUUCUGCUGACGCUGCUGCGAGCCGCUGCCGGCAUCGGACAAGCGAUGGUGCAGCACGGCAUCAAUCGUCUGUUCAUCAAAUGGAUCUGGCUGGAGGAGAAGAAGGUCACCGUGAGACUGAUCAACUGCUCGAAGGUGGUGGGCAUCUACUUCGCAUCGAUCACGACCGGUUGGCUCAUCAAGGUCACCUCCAGUUGGCACAUACCGUUCUUCGUGUUCGGAGCUGCGGGCAUCCUCUGGAUCCUCUUCGCGCUCUUCUACGUGUUCGCUGAUCCGGAGAAGCAUCCCAUGAUCCAGAGCUACGAACUGGAGGAUCUGAAAGAUAAGGUUGUUGCAGUCGAGGAUAAGGGUAAGGGCGCCAAGGAUUUGGCUAUAUUCGCGUUGGCGCUCGCCCAAUUCGGAAACGAGUACGUCUUCCUCACGCUCUUCACCAAUUACCCCAAGUUCCUGCAAUCGUACAUCAAGAUGGAUCUGAUGGAGAUCACGCAGAUCGGAUCUCUGCCCUACCUGAUGUACUUUAUGGGCUACUUCGUCUUCUCAAUGAUGUGCAACAAUCUCUUCAGACGGAAUCUGCGCGUCUCGUGCGUGUACAAGUUCUGCGUGUUCAUCGGACUCGUCGUUCCCGCCGCCCUCCUACUCGUCCUCAUCUUUCUGCAGUGUCACAUCAUAGGCGUGCUGAUCGUCGUCUCGAUCGCUCUGUUCUUGAACGGGGCCGCCGCUUACGCCAUCGACGAGAACUGCCUCAGUCUCUCGCUGCACUUCUAUCCCUUCAUCGUGACGGUGUGCAACGCGUGCGGCGGUAUAGCCGGCACCGUCACCCCCAUGGUCAUCGCGAUCAUCGCCAAAGAUAACAGCGAAGGACAAUGGACGUGGAUCUUCUACUUCGUCAUCAUCGUCGCCUUCGCCAUGGCCAUCUGUUACGCCGUCAUGGGAUCAGCUCGUCGCGCCAAAUGGGAUUACAAGGACAACGAGGAGCAACCGGCCAAGACGAAAACCAAAUGGUACCAGGAGAAACCACCGGAAUGAAAAUUAUCACAACUAUGGAAAUCAGCAAAAUCCUCACUAAAACAAAGUAAAAUGUAAAAUGUGCGCGUAAACAUUAAAACUUUAAAAUUACCUUUACCAUAUCUCGACUAAAUUCAACUGAAGACAGGAAGGAUUUCAUAAUAAUCAUAUUUUUUUUUUUCUCACUCUUGAUUUUAUUAAAAUAAUAUAAUAAUUAUUUUGCAAUCCCUAAUUACUAAUACUUAAUAUGAAUAGAAAAAUAUCACCUGGGUCAUCCUACUCCUACAACAUAAUCAUCUUCUCACCAUCCCCACAGCAAUUCACGCGCCAGCACCAACAAUAGUUUCUC
Molecule: messenger RNA, 2035 nt
Organism: Nicrophorus vespilloides
Lineage: Eukaryota; Metazoa; Arthropoda; Insecta; Coleoptera; Silphidae
Product: sialin-like
Exons: 1
Coding region: 265-1707 (480 amino acids)
Biological process (GO): transmembrane transport
Molecular function (GO): transmembrane transporter activity
Source: RefSeq, a predicted model, not a curated record